AUGGACCGCUUCUUCAAAAAGAGUUCCUCUGAUGCCGCUCAGGCGAAGGAGGAAGUGGAACUGUUGCAGCAGAAAAUAAAGACAAUGAGUGAAGUGGCGACCGCAUUGGAGGCUCAGUUGAAUGAUGAAAAGGCAAAAUACGCUUUGCUGCUCACCAAAACAAACACCUGGAAGGAAAAAGUAAAGGCACUCACUGAGUCCGAUCGAUCGCGCAUUGCUGAGCUGGAAACACAGCUGGCCGCCUACCAUGUGGCCGGCGAAGCCAACGGCGGUGAAUUGACCCCCGAGAUACGCGCGGCUGUUCAAGCAUCACUUCACGGCAUCAUCACCAAGCACGCCGAAGAGAUGGACGCAUGUAAGCAGCAGGUGGCAGCUGUGCAGGCCACUUUGAGCACCAAGGAAACCACCAUUGCAGAGCUCACGCAAGAAUUGGAGGCGGUCAAGGCGGUUUAUCUGGAGAGCCAGCAGCGUUUCGCAGAGGAAAUGCAGUCCGUAACAGAUCACCAUGAAAAGGAGAUGGCACAUCUGCGCUGUCAACCUGAAUCGUUUCAGGAACUCGAGGACCUGAAAUCUCGAUUUCAAGAGCAGCAGAAGGAGAUCGCCUCCUUGGAGAAUCACUCGCUGCAAAACGUACAGAUAAUGAGUGUUCUUCAACAAGACCUGGCCUCCUCCGCAGAGAAAAAUGAAUCGCUUAGUCAGGAGGUGCGCACGCUUCAAGAAUCCCUCGCGACCCUUAAGCAGAAGCAAGCAGUUUGGAAAGAAAAGGUGAUGCAGAUGAAAACAAAGGACGACGAGACCAUCAAACAGCUGCAAUCAGAGCUGGCCCUCACGCGUGAGUCAUCUCUCGAAACGAAUCACUCUCCUCCUGUACCUGAGAUCCCUGCAAUCUGCCAGCCUGGCACGACCGCCACAGCAGAAACACUCGACCCGGAGUCUAGCUCGGCCGCGAUGCCGCCACCGUCACCACCUGAGGAACAUCUUUACAAGCUCUCGAUUCAACUAGAAGAUGAGCCUACCACCCCUCCCGAGUUUCAAGAGAAGCUAGAAACGUGGAAGCGAAAGGUACGGCACAUGAAGAUGCAAGACAUGCGCAUAAUUGAAGCCCUGCAGACAGAGUGCGAGCAGCUCCGCCACCAGCUGGCCGCCGGGGCGGACGAGCAGGUGCAGGCCCACGAGGCCCUCCGCGCUGAGCUGGCGGCGGCGCAGCACGAGCGCGACAACGCCGCGCAGCAGGCGCAGCGGCACGCAGAGGAUGCCGCGUGUGUGAGACAGGAACUGGAGGCCAAGGCGGCGCAGCUCGAACAGCUGGAAGCAAACGUUCUCAUCUGGAAGGAGAAGGUGAAAGCCUCCAAAUCCCAGGCCGCACAGCGCAUCGCUUUGCAGGAGAAGGAGCUGGAGCAGCUCCGCCACCAGCUGGCCGCCGGGGCGGACGAGCAGGUGCAGGCCCACGAGGCCCUCCGCGCUGAGCUGGCGGCGGCGCAGUGCGAGCGCGACAACGCCGCGCAGCAGGCGCAGCGGCACGCAGAGGAGCUGGAGCAGCUCCGCCACCAGCUGGCCGCCGGAGCGGACGAGCAGGCACAGGCCCACGAGGCCCUCCGCGCUGAGCUGGCGGCGUCGCAGCGCGAGCGCGACAACGCCGCGCAGCAGGCGCAGCGGCACGCAGAGGAGCUGGAGCAGCUCCGCCACCAGCUGGCCGCCGGAGCGGACGAGCAGGCACAGGCCCACGAGGCCCUCCGCGCUGAGCUGGCGGCGGCGCAGCACGAGCGCGACAACGCCGCGCAGCAGGCGCAGCGGCACGCAGAGGAGCUGGAGCAGCUCCGCCACCAACUGGCCGCCGGAGCGGACGAGCAGGCACAGGCCCACGAGGCCCUCCGCGCUGAGCUGGCGGCGGCGCAGCACGAGCGCGACAACGCCGCGCAGCAGGCGCAGCGGCACGCAGAGGAGCUGGAGCAGCUCCGCCACCAACUGGCCGCCGGAGCGGACGAGCAGGCACAGGCCCACGAGGCCCUCCGCGCUGAGCUGGCGGCGGCGCAGCACGAGCGCGACAACGCCGCGCAGCAGGCGCAGCGGCACGCAGAGGAGCUGGAGCAGCUCCGCCACCAGCUGGCCGCCGGAGCGGACGAGCAGGCACAGGCCCACGAGGCCCUCCGCGCUGAGCUGGCGGCGGCGCAGCACGAGCGCGACAACGCCGCGCAGCAGGCGCAGCGGCACGCAGAGGAGCUGGAGCAGCUCCGCCACCAGCUGGCCGCCGGAGCGGACGAGCAGGCACAGGCCCACGAGGCCCUCCGCGCUGAGCUGGCGGCGGCGCAGUGCGAGCGCGACAACGCCGCGCAGCAGGCGCAGCGGCACGCAGAGGAUGCCGCGUGUGUGAGACAGGAACUGGAGGCCAAGGCGGCGCAGCUCGAACAGCUGGAAGCAAACGUUCUCAUCUGGAAGGAGAAGGUGAAAGCCUCCAAAUCCCAGGCCGCACAGCGCAUCGCUUUGCAGGAGGAGGAGCUGGAGCAGCUCCGCCACCAGCUGGCCGCCGGAGCGGACGAGCAGGCACAGGCCCACGAGGCCCUCCGCGCUGAGCUGGCGGCGGCGCAGCACGAGCGCGACAACGCCGCGCAGCAGGCGCAGCGGCACGCAGAGGAGCUGGAGCAGCUCCGCCACCAGCUGGCCGCCGGGGCGGACGAGCAGGCACAGGCCCACGAGGCCCUCCGCGCUGAGCUGGCGGCGGCGCAGCACGAGCGCGACAACGCCGCGCAGCAGGCGCAGCGGCACGCAGAGGAGCUGGAGCAGCUCCGCCACCAGCUGGCCGCCGGAGCGGACGAGCAGGCACAGGCCCACGAGGCCCUCCGCGCUGAGCUGGCGGCGGCGCAGUGCGAGCGCGACAACGCCGCGCAGCAGGCGCAGCGGCACGCAGAGGAUGCCGCGUGUGUGAGACAGGAACUGGAGGCCAAGGCGGCGCAGCUCGAACAGCUGGAAGCAAACGUUCUCAGCUGGAAGGAGAAGGUGAAGUGCGCAAAACUGCGGGACUCCGCGAACAUUUCGAGCCUGAGGAAGGAAAGGGAUUGCUGGCAGAGAGAAGUGGCGAGGGUUUCGGAUGCUGUGCGGGUGCUGUGUGGCGGUGCGAACAUCUGCAGUAAUGUGGAGUCGCCGACAGAGUGGGCGGAGAGUCUGUGUGAAGCUGUGCAAGAUGGGCAGGCCGCCUUAGUUUGCCUUUCGUUAGAACUAUGGACGGGAGGCACUUGGGCGGGUAUUCAAGGUUUCAAGGAGCAGUUGACAGCUUACGUAGGUGCUUGUGCGUCAGCGGCCAAGGAAGCGGCUGAGCGAGUAGAGGCUCUGGAGGUCGAAGUGUUGCGCCUGAAGGAAUCGGAGGCUUCAUUGAGUGCUCGUUGUGAAAAUACCGAAGCGCAUGCAAGGAAUGUUGAAGAGGAUUUGAAGCGUGCAUCGACUCAAGCAGAGCGUGUUUCAGAAUUGGAACAGGAGACCAGUGAUCUCAGGACGCGGUGCAACCUUCUUCGAAAAGAGCUGCAGAGGCAGCGGGAGGCAAUGCAGCGAGACCGGCCGCAGCCGCACGAGACUGCAAACAGCGAGACUGCGGCGUCUCCAAUCACGGAGAAUGCAAGUGCAGUUCAGUCUGUGUUGCUUGCGGCGGCGGGCUGUGUGUCGGAGCGGGAUGUUGCGACCUUCGUGGGCAGCAGGGGUUCGCAGGACGGCUCUCUCAAGCUGAGCAAGGUAGGAGCAGAGCUGCUGAUCAAGGAGAAUGCAGAACUCAAGCGAGAAAACGCGCACAACAACGGCGUCAUUGCUCAGUACAUCAGAGAGUUAGAGGGGUACAAGGCAAAUGAGAGAGUGCAGCUUAGCAUCGAGUAUCUCCGCAACAUAGUGCAGCAGUAUCUCUGUGCGGCAGAGGAUCUGCGCCCAAAGAUGAUCCCGGCCAUUUGCACCGUGCUGGAAUUCAGCAGCAAGCAAAAAGAAGACGUCCAAACAGCGAACCCACGAUGCCCUCGAUUUCACUGA
Messenger RNA from Leishmania major strain Friedlin, 4005 nucleotides. RefSeq lists its product as hypothetical. The transcript has a single exon. Bases 1 to 4005 code for a protein of 1334 amino acids. The record is from RefSeq and is a predicted model, not a curated record. Gene Ontology annotation, cellular component: Golgi apparatus. Lineage: Eukaryota; Euglenozoa; Kinetoplastea; Trypanosomatida; Trypanosomatidae.